UCGAGUUGACGGCAGCUUUACUCCUCAAACUACGGCGGUACAAACGUCGUCCUGCCUGUUUAUUUGUAUUAAUUUAUAUCGGACCCAUUGCUUUUCUUAAGUUGACAACCGGAGCGAUGCAUUCUGAAUCGGGAAUAGUUCCAGACUUCGAGGUCGGAGAGGACUUCCAGGACGAGCCUAAAACAUACUACGAGUUGAAGAGUCAGCCCCUGAAAAACAGCAGCCCAUCGGACCAGCAUGGCUCCUCCAAGCCCCCACUGAGCUCCUCGGCUGUGACAUCUCGCAUCCUGCUGCGGCAACAGCUAAUGCGGGAGCAGCUUCAAGAGCAGGAGCGGCGGGAGCAGCAAAGACAACAGUCCUCCCAUUACUCACAAACCACAGCGACCCAGACCCCUGCCAUCAAUGUCAGCGUCCCUGUCGGUGUACCUGAAGGAGCACAGGUGCCAAUGGAGGUGCUUAAGGUCCAGACUCAUUUGGAAAACCCUACCAAGUACCACAUCCAGCGUUCCCAGCAGCAGCAGGUUAAGCGGUACCUGGGAAAGCUUGGUUCCCAGGCAUUGAGCUUGCCCUGCCCCAACCAGUCCUCUGACCACGGGGGCAUGCCGCCAGGGCCGGGCAAUAGCGCCCCCAACAGCCCUAUGGCCUUACUGACCCUCAACUCAAACUGCGAGAAAGAGAUGGAUGAUGUCAUUGAUGACAUUAUUAGCCUGGAGUCAAGUUACAGUGAUGACAUCCUCGGUUUGAUGGAUCCUGGACUUCAGAUGGCAAACACGAUUCCUGUAUCUGCUAACCUUAUGGACAUGUACGGUAAUCAGGGCAUGCCGCAGCAGGGCCUGCCCAUCAGUAACUCCUGCCCUGCCAACCUCUCCAACAUCAAAAGGGAAUACUCAGUGUCUCAAUCCCCGGCCAUCAUGCACAUGCUGGACAAAUCUGGAUCCUGUGGAAAAUUUGAGACCUAUCAAAGGCCUGAGGGGUUCCCUGUGGAAGCUGAGGUAAGAGCCCUCGCAAAGGAAAGGCAGAAGAAAGACAACCAUAAUCUGAUUGAGAGAAGAAGACGGUUUAAUAUCAACGAUCGCAUCAAGGAGUUGGGAACUUUGAUUCCAAAAUCCAAUGACCCAGACAUGCGCUGGAACAAAGGCACCAUCCUGAAGGCAUCGGUGGACUACAUCCGAAAGUUGCAGCGCGAGCAGCUGAGGGCCAAGGAGCUAGAAAACCGCCAGAAAAAGCUUGAGCACGCCAACCGCCAUUUGAUGCUUAGAAUACAGGAGUUGGAGAUGCAGGCUCGGGCUCACGGUCUGGCCAUCACUUCCUCAGCACUCUGCUCUGCUGAAGUUGGGGUGCGGCCCAUUAAGAGGGAGCCUCUUUUGGAGGACUGUCACCAAGACCUCUAUAAACUCCAUCGCCAACACCAUCCCGCCUGCACUCCUGAGCAAUCCACCACACUGGAGCUAAAGGAAGGUCCCUCCAACUUUAACGAGGGCCACUACAGCUGUGUUCAUGGCGAAGCAGAAACCAAACUCACUGACAUCCUCAUGGAAGACAACUUAUCUCCUGUCAGAGGGGUGGACCCUUUGCUCUCCUCCGUCUCCCCAGACGCUUCAAAGGACAGCAGCCGCAAAAGCAGUGUCAGCAUGGAUGAUAAUGAAGAGGGUUGUUAGCGCCCCCAAUGGGUAGAUGGCUCUCAUGUAUCUUUAACCCCUCCAUCUUGCCAAAAAAAAAAACCACAAGAGGAUAUACAGGUUCAGGUCUAGUUUUUUUUUAUUUACCUUCUAUUUCAUUUCUAUGUUUACAUGUUGAAUCUUCAUUUUUUUCCUUUUUUUUUCUAUUGUUUGUCUUUUCAAGCUUUCAAACUUGAUUACAAUGACAUAUUUAAGAGUAUUUUCUUUAAUCAAUGCUUCAAUGACAAUAAGUUUCAAAGGUUAGAAGUUUUAUAUAUCAAAACUAUACAUUUAUCUUUUUAUAGAGCUUAGCUUGUGUUUUUUUUGUCAACUCCAAAGAAUCUAGGGAAACUAAAUCAGUCAGAGGUGUAGAUAUUUGUGGUGAGGUAAACACUGCUUUGAAAAUCAGUAGCAAUAAUAGAAAGAAUGAUAUUUAUUACAAUAGUGCUUACACUCCUUGUGUCUUAGAUUGAACUUGAAUGUGCCAAUGCCUUAUUAAGAAGUGUGUACAUCAUUGUAUUACGAUGCACACAUUAGCUCAGAUUCCCUGUCAGUCUUCCAGAUGAAAUUACUUGCCUGAUAAACAAUCACUUCUAGAUUUUUUAACUAUUUAUGAUCCUCUAUAGACAUAAUUCUAUCUAAACAUUCCC
Cyprinodon variegatus (sheepshead minnow) is the source of this 2308-nucleotide messenger RNA. RefSeq names its product microphthalmia-associated transcription factor-like (gene mitfb). Bases 117 to 1658 code for a protein of 513 amino acids. Gene Ontology annotation, cellular component: nucleus. Gene Ontology annotation, molecular function: RNA polymerase II cis-regulatory region sequence-specific DNA binding; DNA-binding transcription factor activity, RNA polymerase II-specific; protein dimerization activity. Lineage: Eukaryota; Metazoa; Chordata; Actinopteri; Cyprinodontiformes; Cyprinodontidae. The transcript has 10 exons. Gene Ontology annotation, biological process: regulation of transcription by RNA polymerase II; melanocyte differentiation. The record is from RefSeq and is a predicted model, not a curated record.